UUCAUUUUUUUUUUACUUUACUCUCGAUAUUUGAUGAGCUGUCCAACUAGCUAAUUGGAAAACUGAGGACUGAAGCUUCUUCACCACUGGCCCAACUGUAUUCUACCUCAACAAUGGAGCACCAUCACUUCGAUCAGUGCCUCAUGAUCCUCAGCAGCGAGGGAAAUCAAAUCCUCUCGAAUCUAUCUCCAGAAGAGUACUCACGUGUCGUUAAAGUUCUCGAGGAGGCUAUUCUCGCAACAGACUUAGCUGUUUAUUUCAGCAAACGUGGUGCAUUUCUCAGUAUUGCACGAUCACGGACAUAUAACUGGGGAUACGGUGAGCACCGGGAAUUGCUUCGUGGUAUGCUGAUGACAGUUUGUGAUCUAGCGGCUAUUACAAAACCAUGGGAAAUUGAGAAACGCGUCGCCGAACUAGUCAGCAGUGAAUUUUUCGAACAAGGAGACAUUGAGAGACGUACUCUCAAUAUAACGCCUAUAGUGAGUUUUAUUUUUCAUUUUCUGAUGAAAUCAGUAAAUGAUAUUCUACUCGAUAUUCUGGUGGUGUUUUCCAGUUCAAUUUUCGGACUUAUUAGAUAAAUAGAAGAAAAUUUUGAGAAUUCGUGUUAAGCAAAUUGUGUAGGAAGUACCUGGAAAGAAUAAGUUACACAGAACAAUCGAAUUUUAUUGGAACUUUGUUCUGGAACAUUUAAUAGAGUCGGGAAA
Fopius arisanus is the source of this 704-nucleotide messenger RNA. RefSeq names its product dual 3',5'-cyclic-AMP and -GMP phosphodiesterase 11-like. The record is from RefSeq and is a predicted model, not a curated record. Gene Ontology annotation, molecular function: 3',5'-cyclic-AMP phosphodiesterase activity; 3',5'-cyclic-GMP phosphodiesterase activity. Lineage: Eukaryota; Metazoa; Arthropoda; Insecta; Hymenoptera; Braconidae. Gene Ontology annotation, biological process: signal transduction. Bases 114 to 578 code for a protein of 154 amino acids. The transcript has 2 exons.